UUAGUGCUGAAAUGAUCUUUUAAAGAUCCCCAUCAUAACAAUAAUGUAUAGAGAAGAAGAUAAUCAACAUCAGUAAUAGAACGAAAUAUAAAGAUUCCGGUUAGACUCCUCCAAAAAUAAAAAAAGCAAAAAAAUUACAAAAAAAAAAAAAAAUCAAGUGCUAAUUUUGGUAAAUAAAUAUUAAAGAUAAAAUAUAGAUUUUUUAUUUUUAAAACUAACAAAGAAAUUAAAUUAACAAUAGAAAAUAAAUAUUAAAUUAUUAAAUAAUUUAAAAUUAUGUACAAGAGAAUAUUAAAUAAAAGGAAGUGAACACAAUAACAGUACCUAAUUUUCUUGUUCUUAAAUUAAAAAAAAAAAAAUUAAUUUAAAAAUUAAAAAUAAAUAUAAUAAAAAUCUGUUAUACAUUGAGUGGAAUUAAAAAAAAAAAAAAAAACAAAUUUUUAAUUUAUAUUUUAAAAUAUUUUUAAUUAAAAAUUAAUUAUUAAAAAUUUAAAUUCAAAGUUAUUUUUACUUUUUAUAAAUUAAUUAUAAAAAGAUUUCAUCGUUAACAUUAAGCAGCUAUAUACUGUUAUAUACACACAAACACACAUAAAUUAAAAUUAAAUUAUUUAAAAUUAAAGAAAAUAUAAACAAAAUGGAAGAGGAACAAUCCAAUAAAUCUGAAGUAUCUCUUCCCGGUGCUGGCGGUGCUGAACCAACUAUUAUUGAAACUCUUAAUAAAAACACAAUAAUAAAUACAACAGAAGAACAAAAACAAAAUAAGAGUGAAAAUAAAGAAGAGAAUCAAUCUAAUAUCAAUGAUUCUAAUGAUACUACUACCACAACAACUCCAGUUACCACAAAAGAAGAGGAAAUAAAAUCUUUAAAUGAAACAGAACAAAUUAAUUUAGAUAAUAAUAAAAAUCAAUCGGAUAUUGAAAAUAUUGAAAUAUCUAAAAAUAUUUUAGAUAUACAAUCACAUUUAAUUGAAACAUUUGAUAAAAAUUUUUCAGUUAGCGAAGAUAGUGAUAAAAGUGGAGUAACAGUUAAAGAAAUACCAGCAAAACCAGAAGAAUUUCAAACAACAUCACAAAUUGAAACAGAAACUAGUCCAAAAUCAGUCAUUGAAAUUGAACCAUCCAUACCAAAAACUCAUAAACCAAUUCAAUUAGAUUUAGAUAUAAGUAGUAAUAAACGUGAAUCAAAAUUAUUAAAUUCAUUUGAUAAAAAAGAAGAAGAAGAAGAAGAUAAAAAAGAAAAUAACAAUAAUAUUAUUAUAGAAAAUGAAAAUUUAAAUAAAAAUAUUAAAAAUAACAAUAAUAAUAAUAUAAUAAAUAAAAUAACAGAUGAUAAAAAUAAUAUACUAGUAGAUACUGCCAAAGAAGUUAAGAUUGAAAUUAGUAAUAAGUUUAUUGAAAACGAAAAAGAUAAAAUUGAAUCUUCUCAUAUUGAGAACAACAAUAAUAAUAAUAACAUAUUGGCAAAUAAUGAAAAUAUAAUUAUUAGUGAUAUUAGUUCUUCUAAAAUUGAAAAUAAUAUAAAUGAAAAAUUAAUAGAAUCUGAAAAACAACAAAAUCUUAAUGAAAAUCAUAAUAAUAUAGAGAAGGUAAAAGAAAAAUCCGAAGAAAUUUUAACAUCAUCAUCAGUUGUAGCAGCUGAUAAUCAAGAAAAUAACUUUGAAAUUUUAAGUGGAAAACAAGAUAAAUUACUUAUAAUAACAGAUUUAAGUGGUGGAAAUAAUUUUCUAAAUACAAAUAAUCAUUUAAAUAAUGAUAUUGGUAUUAAUGGUUUAAAAAAUUGUACAACACCUUUAGAAGAAGAAGAAAAACAAAAAUUAUUAGAUUCAUUACCACAACUUGAUUCUAAUAUCGAUCCAUAUAAAUUAGCGAUAGAAGCUAAAAAAGAAUAUUAUCAAUCGUUAAGAGAUUAUUUAGAUAAAUAUCAGGAAGAUAAGCCACCAAUACCUUUGCAAACGUAUCGCUGGGAAGAUAUACGUCGUGCUAAAGAAAAAGGUGGUUAUCCGUGGACACAUUUGUACAAAAGACCAUUAGGACCCGAUGAAGAACCAGAAAUAGUAUUGUUAUUGCGGAAAUCUCAGGAAUUUACUUUUCAUAAACAGUAUCAUCAUAAUAAACAUAAUCAUCAAUCAUCAGAAUCACCAAAAUCAUUGAAAAAAGUUCGCAUACACGAUCAGGUUCUUGUUAAAGAAACUGAAAGAUAUAUAAGCGACUUAUCUGAUACCGAAGAAUUAUCUUCAAAGGCUUCAAGUCCUUCUUCUAUUGGAGCUAGUAUUGAAAGUGAAGAAGAUAAUAAGAGUGCAUUAAGUGAAUCUUGUGCAUCCGAUUCAGUAUCUGAAGGUAAGAAAUCGAAAUUUAGUAAACUUAAGGGGAUAUUGAAACGUAAGACUGGUGAAAAGAAAAAAUCUCAAGAAAAUAAACCAAAAGAAUCAAUAGAAGUAAAGGAGUCUACCGAAUCAAAAGAUACAGCAACAAUAUCAUCAGCCUCACCAUCCCCAUCACCAUUACCAUCUUCUGAUAUACAAGAUUCAAGUGAUAUAUUAUCUGACGAAUAUUUAACAGCUGCAACCACUGAAUCUGAUAAUCCAUCAGAAUUCAGUAAUAAAACAAAACAAGAAGAAUCAUCACCUAAAAAAGGAAAGUGUUGUCAUCCCAUAAUGGAUAAAAUAAAAAAUAUGGCCGAUAAACAGUUAAAAAAACGGAGUAUCAAAAAAAUUCCAUUAAAAGGAGAUGAAAAAAUUGUUUUAGAAGAACAACAAAAAAUUUUAAAAUUGCGUGAAUCACCUAAAGCAGAUCGUAGUGAAAUACCAAAAUUUGUUGAAAAACAAGACAGUGAAGAGAUUGUGGAAAUUGUUCAACUUGAAGAAUCUCCAAGUUCAAAACGUAAAGAAGGUACUGAUGGUGCAAGUAUAUUAAUACCAGAUGAAAUCAUAGAAAUACCACCUCAUCCAACUGUUACUGUUGAAAUAACUCAACCUGAUACUCCAGAUUCACCACCCAGAAAAACUUUACGUAAAAUGAAAGAGCAUGUAUAUGAAGAAAUUGAUCCAAAUUCUGAUUUAACAAUGAAAAUUGAUGAAAUUUUACAAUUAGCUUCUGUAGAAGCUCUUAAAAAGUCAUUAGCCGCACAAGAUGAAAAUAUUUUGAAAGAUAUUCAGGUAAAUAAAAAAUUACCUUUAGAUCGUAUGGGCAGUAGUGAAGAAGAAGUAGAGAGAUCAUUUCAUAAGGGUGCCACUUUAGCACCAAUAUCAUCAAUUGAUUCUACAUCCUCUGAUGAGCAAGAACGACGAGUUGCAUUAUCAACUGUGGCCGAGGAAAGUGAUGCUGCCAGUGUUGAUGAAAAAGGAAUUAAAGAAAGUGAAAGUGCAAUUACUGUAAUUGAGGAAGAAAAAGAAGUAGAAUUGAAACCAGUACUAAAGAAAGAACCGUCACCAGGACCAAAUGGAGCUGAUAAAAAAGUAACAUUCUCUCAUAUAGAAGAUGAAUCAGAACCAUUGCGUGAAGACAUCGAGGUACCUGAAGAAUUGAAAAAUGUCCCCAAUAGAUGGAAAGAUAUGGCUGAUCACGAAUACGAGCCAAUUGGGGAACCUCAAGAUGGUGCAAAAUCGCAAAAUGCCUCAACUUCUAAAAAAGAGUCAACUCCGCAACCAUCGGUACCAUCGGUUCAAAUUUCUCAACCAAUGGAAGUAGAACAGCAAAUUAAAGAAUCAGCAGAAGCUGCUAUGGAAUUAUUACAAAAAGAUCUUGAAGAUCGUUAUUUAAGCUCAGCAACUACAACACCACGCUCAGAAUCUAGAACUGAUACUGAAAUUCGUACUAGUCAAGUGGAUACAAGUGCCUUAGAAGAAUUACCACUUAAACCUGAAAACCGCCGCAAGGGUUUGUUAGCAAGUGCUCAAGACCGAAGCCGUCGUUUUAAAGCAGGUAUUCGAAACCAAGCUGGUAAAGUGAAAACAAAAGUACGUGGCAUUAAAAAGCCAACAUUUAGAAAACCCACUUUAAUUAAAAAAGAAACAGUAAGUAAAACUGAGAUUGGUGAUGUUUUAGUUGUUUCCGAAGUUGUUACAGAAACAAAAGUUGACGAUGAUGCAUCUGCCUUAAGUGAACCUAAAAAUAAAAAGCGCUUCAAAGCGCCUGAUUUUUCAAAUAUCAAAAUGCCGGACAUGCCGAAAUUCAAAUCGCCGGACAUGUCAAAAUUAAAAGCUAAAGCAGGAGACUUAAAGAAAAUUGAAUUUAAAAAGCCAGAAUUUAAAAAACCUGAUUUUAAAAGACCUGAAUUCACUAAAGUUGAUAUGUCGAAAUUUAAAAUACCAGAGAAAUUCUCAUCUCUUAAACUAAAGCGAAGUAGAUCAUUUAAGGAAGGAGACACUUCUGUACAAACCGGUGAAAGUGGUACAACACCAGAAUCUGCGGCCGCGCUUCAAGAAAAAGAACCUGCGGGUAAAAAGAAGUUCGAUUUUACCUUUGGUACAUAUCCAAGAGCACUCAGGCGAAAGAAGAUUCGGGAUUCCAUUGAAAAUAUAGUAAAACCAACAGAUUUAAGUACGCAACCAAGUACUGAAACACCUCCAUCAGUAGAAUCUAGUCAACCAACUGUUCAACGUGGAACACGUGACAAAGGACCUGUUGGUUCAAGAUGGGCUGAUAAAUUUUCUGAUGUCAGUUAUGGGGGAGAUAGUGAAAGUGGACGUUUUCAACGUUAUGGAAGUGAAAUUGAAAGCUUUGAACGUGAAUCAUCAGUCGAACGGCGCAUGAAAGAUGAUUUAAUUGCUCAGGAAGAAGCAGAACUCGCCCUUAUUAGUGAUCCAAGUCGGAAGCAAUUUGUUGAAUUUGACGAAGAAAAUCGAGAGAUACAUAAGAUUUCACGCGAUCGAGAAGCAGAAUUCAAGCAUCGCCGUCCAAUGAUACACCAAGAUUCCAACCUAUCUGAAGAAAGUAGGGAUGUUGGAUGGUCAGACAAAGAUGUUUUGCGAAAUAAAAUGCUUCAACGAGCUGAAAUGGAAUCCGAAAGUUAUAGUAACAAUUACCCAUCAGAAGAGGGUUUAGCAAACCACGAAACUCAAUCAACUGGUAGUUCAACCAAAAAAGGUGUCAUUGAGGAAAUUGACGAUGAUGAGUUCUUCCUACGUAAGAGAGGAAUUUCACAAGAUAACAUUGAAAUCCGACAAUAUAUUAGUAGUGCAAUACGUGAAGGUUUCGAUAAUCCUAUUAAUACUCUCCAACAACUUGGCAGCUCUCAAGGAGAAUAUCCAGAUUCAAUGAUCGGAAUAAGUAGUGAUAAUGUGGACUUUGGAUAUAAUAUUCCUCGUACUCCACCACGCAAGCCAAAACGCCAGAAACAACAGUAUAAUAAUUUGGCUAAAAAUGUUGACGACUCUCAGGAAAUUUCUCAAGAAUUCGACAUAGAACAAAAAGAAAAUUAUGGAGACAAUAUCUCUUUACCACAAACUGGAAGCGAUUUCUUUAAAAAUAUACCACCAAAUCGUCCACUUCGUAGAUCGAAAAAAGGAUUUCAACAGGAUAGCCAAUCAGAUAUACCAUAUUUUGAAGAAAUUGAUAAAGAUUUUUAUCAACAUAAGGAAAUAAACUUGGAAGAUCCCAAUAUGAUGGUUUCACAUAAAUAUGAUGAUGAGGAAGAGUUGCAAUUUCAAGACAUGAGCGCUAAGCCAAUAGCGCCAAAACGUAGAAAAAAGAGAACCCCACAAAGUGAAGAAAGAGAUUUGAUUAUGAAUGGGUUUGGCGGAAGAUCAGUUUCAAACACUUAUUUGGAAGAAAACAUACCACAUCAAGAUAUGAUUGUUUACAGAACAGAGCAUGAAUAUGUCAUCCCCUUAGCGAAGCCGGAAAGUUAUGAGGGUACCCCUGACAUGAAUGAGAGAAGAUCUACCUCAAGAACGAAUAACGAGGAAGAUGACAGAACUUCUAGAGGAGCUGAGUCUUUCAUAGAUGAGGCGCUGGUUAUUAUGGAAAGCGGAGACAACGAGCAAAAGUUCAGGAUUGAAAUGGAAGAUUCCCAUGGUUAUGCUGUCGUUCGUAAGGAGCCUCCACCAAGACCUCCACCACCCUCAAGACAAAAAAAGUCUCCAAGUCGUUUUUCCACCAUGCCAUUACCUAAAAAAUCUCCACCCCCCGAAAGACCUAAACGCAAUUACAGUACCAUCGCACCAGACAGACCACCUCGGAGACCGUCUUUAGAACAUUCAGAAGAGCCUAGAAUUAUACCAGAUGCAACUCAGUACGAAGAAUUAGAUAUUGAAGAAAACCUUCAAAGAAGAGCAGACUCGCCACUUAAACUGAAAUCGGGGGAAAUAAUAAAUAAGAUGAAAUACAGACCUCUUCCUCCUCCACCUAGACCACCAAGGGAAAAAAGAGAUAAAUCGAAGCACAAACUGGAAAGAGAUGAUUUCGACGAUCAUGAUGGCGAAGGGGAACGUAUUGCAACAGAGGCAGCUUUUGAAGUAGAAAUUUCCACACAAACAGACCCUUUGCCAGAUGAUUUUGUUUUUGAGGAAUUUGAAAUAACUGAUGAUAUGAAAAUAAUUGAACCAAGAAAUUCUAAAACUUUGGAAGAUAUCCUUAAAGAAGACGAUAAAGAAAUGGAAGGUGUAAAGUGGAAUGGUGAUGAUAAUUUAACUCGAGGCAUUCAACGAUUUAGGGAAUCAACACAAAGAAGCUUUUCUGAAAAAUCUAGAGCGUCUUCGGCUGCAGAUCGUUCAAAAUCACACAGCAGACCACAAACACCUGCCGCAAUAGUUGUUGAAAAACGUGUUCCUACCCCAAUUCCUAAUUCUAGAACGAACGAGACUAUGCUUGAAGCAUCACUUACUGUUCAACCCAUAGAUGAUCACGACUUUGACAUAGAAGAGAACAUUACAAAAACAUCAUUACAAGGUGAUGGCAGUUUUAAUGAAUCUGUUAGUUAUCAGGCUUCAACUGUAAAAUCUGUUGGUGAACACAGUGGUGAAAGUUAUGAAGAAGAAAGACUGAUGGAUUUCGCUGCAGAAGAGCAACUAGUACGGGAAGAAGAAGAAAGAGAAAAAUUAAGGGAAGAAAUGAGGAAAAUUCAAAAAGAAAAAGAAGAAGAAGAAGAAAGGCUAAUUAUGGAGAAAAUACGAGAGCUGCAACGAAUGGAAGAAGAAGAAGAACGAAAAACAAUUGAAAAAUUGAAAGAACUAGAAAUAUUGGAGCAACAAGAGAAAAGGCGUUUGCAAAAAGAAGCUGAAGAAGAAGAGCGAAGGCAACGAGAGGAGCAAGAUAGAAGAAUUCUGGAAAAAAUAAAGGAAUUAGAACGACAAGAAGAAGAAGACAGACGAAUUAUGGAAAAAUUAAGACAACUGGAAAAAGAAUUUUCUGCAGCUGAAGAAGCUGAAAAACAGGAAGCCAAUCUACUUGAAACUGAAAAACAAGAAACGGUAAAAGAAGGUCAAGACUUCAUAGAAGAACAAGAAAUAGUAAAGCAAACAUUUGAAGCUCCUAGCCGUCCACCUAGAAAACGUCCGUCAGUGCCAAAUAUUGCUGAAGAAGACCAGAUAAAAUCAGUCGCUUUGGAAACUACUGCUUUAGCUCCUGUAUCUGAAAAGCCAAUCGUAGACAUUUCAACUGUACCGUCUCAAACUAGUUUGCCUAGUCAUAUGGCAUUAGCCGACCUAGAGGUCGAAAGAUUAAGGGUUCACGCACUACAGGCAGGUCACAUAAUGGUUUCAAAUUUACAGGGAAGCCAAAUCUCUGCUGAUGAACUAGAAUGUAAAGGAGGAAAUUUGGUUGUCCGAAAUUUAGAACUGCCACCCGGGUUUAUUGAAGACAUAGUAGAAAGAGUUCGUAGCACGGAAAGAACUCAUGUUCAAGUAGAGACGCAAACAGUUGAAAAUGAUGAAACUCAAAAGUCCAAGCCUGUUCCUUCAGAAAAAACUGAAUCCCGUGGGGUACCGACACAUCAUCAAACUCAACACAUGUAUGAACAAAGGCCAUUUAUUGCGGAAGACAUACCACCAAGACCACCUUUACCACCCUUGUUCCCCUCAGAGUACAUGCACUCAAUUCCACCUGCAGCCUUUUAUCAAUUACGUAAUCCAGAUGAUGAAGAAUAUCAACCAAAUUUACAAGCACCUCGUCGCCGAAGACAUUAUCGAAGACGCGAUUCCUCAUCAGAUGAUGAUCACCAUCGACGUAGAAGCAGAAGUAGAAGAUCGCCAGAACCAACAGUUGCCCAAUUAGGAGGACAAUUUUUACAAGCCUGUGGUACUUCAUUAUUGCGACGUUUAUCUCAAGUAGCAAAUGCUAUGCAGUUCAGUGUAAAAGAAGGAGGUGAAAGAAAUAUAGGAAUAUUAAUAGCUAUGUUCAUAUUAAUGACUUUAGGAUUUUUACUUAUGGCAAUGUCUGGUAAAAAUAUUCAUCACCAUCAUUGGGAUUUCUUUAAUCCACCAAACAACGAAGGAAGAAGACAGUAAUUAUUUUCACUGUUUUUUAAUUAUUGUUUUGUUAUUUUUAAAUAACAUAUCAGAGGUUUCGUCCAGUGAAAUAAAGAGUAAUCUAAAAAAUUGUAAAUAAUAACUUCAUCACAUAAUUACAUAUAUACUACUUACAUACUUACGUUAAAAUGAUAAAACUGGCUUUGUUUCGAUAGCCAUUCUAAGCUUUUUGCAUUUUAAAUUUAAAGUUAUAAAACUUCUUUUUUACUUUCAUAUUUUGUUAAAUUAAUAUACUUUGACAUGAGAAUUCUCAAUAUACAUACUUACAUAUUUAAUUGAAUAGAAUGUCUUAUAAAAAUUUUAUAUUUUGAAAAUAUAAUCUACUUAUAUUAUUAAUCUACUAUUUAUAUUUACUAUAUUGUUAUUUAGUUGUUUUAAAAUUUGUUAUUCUGUUUGAAAAUUAUAAAAUAGGUCAAAAAUCG
Condylostylus longicornis is the source of this 8886-nucleotide messenger RNA. Its product is annotated as trichohyalin. Lineage: Eukaryota; Metazoa; Arthropoda; Insecta; Diptera; Dolichopodidae. The record is from RefSeq and is a predicted model, not a curated record. The transcript is spliced from 8 exons. Bases 635 to 8443 code for a protein of 2602 amino acids.